ACUAGUACACUGUCAGUAUUGGUAGUUCUACAAACAGCCCUGGAUUGGUUGUCUGGUAGACUGGGAGACAAUGGCUGGAGCUAUCCAGCUAGUGGUGCUGUGUGCCCUUCUACUGCCUUGUGUGGAUGUGUCACUGGCUCAAGUGAAUGCACAAGAUGGCAGUAGCAGUGUAUGAGACACUGAGUCCAUUCAUGACUGAAAUGAGAGAGAGGCUCUGGCUGCCGUCACGACGAACUGCUGCCGUUAAAACUGAAAGAAGAAGGCCUGGCGCGUUAGACUGAAAUGGCUGUCGUUAAGACUGAAAUGGCUGCAAUGAAGA
Geodia barretti is the source of this 319-nucleotide messenger RNA. The record is from the annotation of a GenBank genome assembly. Lineage: Eukaryota; Metazoa; Porifera; Demospongiae; Tetractinellida; Geodiidae.